AUGUCACAAGAUUACGAAAAUAGUUGCCAUGCCACCUUCACUUCUGCUGCUUCCUUCAAUGAAGACGAAGAAGAUGAUGAUGAUGAACCCUGUUUCAUGGAACCUGAAACUGAAAGUGUUGUUGUGGAAAAGACGCAUGAGGUGAGGGUCGAGCAUUUGAUGAACAAUAACGGCAACGUUUCCUCCAGCGUAAGAGUAAGAGACAUGCUUUUCUCCAUGGAUAUUCCCGUUCAAGAUUUCAUGGUGGAACAAAUCCUGGCCUGCGCUCAUCGUAUGGGGAUGACUGAACGGUACAGAAAUCGAAAGGUUUUGAGAAUGCGUGUGGAAAUCGAGGCUGUUGUUAAUGAACUACCGGAUGAAGACGAUGAUGAUGGUGAGGACGAGGAUUUCGAUUCCAUGAGGAAUGAUAAUGAAACAGAAACGGCAAUAAUGACUGAGAAGCUGAAGAAAGUUGUGGCUGAAAGGCCAAACAGUUGCUGCCCAACCUGCUUGGAAGAUUUCUUGGUGGGUACAGAAGCCACAAGCAUGCCAUCUUGUUCCCAUCUUUUCCAUCAUUGCUGCAUUAUGCCUUGGCUAUACAAGAAAAACUGUGUCCCUUAUGUCGUUCUCAGUUGA
Molecule: messenger RNA, 615 nt
Organism: Durio zibethinus
Lineage: Eukaryota; Viridiplantae; Streptophyta; Magnoliopsida; Malvales; Malvaceae
Source: RefSeq, a predicted model, not a curated record